AUGGCAAGAUUUUCAGGCAAAGGCGACCGCAAGAGCAAAAUGUUGACAAUUCAAGCAACAGAUGCUCGGGGUGAUCCUUUCUUCAAACGUAGUUUCAAGAUCUUCAAGAAGGUAAUUGAACUCUGGACCUUAUGUGCUCUAGAAAAUGUCUUUGUCGUCCUAUUUUUAGGUGGCAAGGCAUUUUAUAUUGGCAACCCCCCAAUUUACACUUCGAAAACCUGUAGGCAGCCAUAUUUUGAUGAAAUCGAUCUUGAAAUAGAUAUGGAAAAAGCUACUCUACUUCGGUGUAUCAAAAAGGCCUCUGAUGAACCCAAAAAAGAUAAAGCUAAAUCUAUUGUAAUUGAGAAACUCAAGAAGGCAAGCAUAGAGAACGAAAGACAGGGCCUAAACCCGUAUAAACUGCCCAAUGAUCUCAGCAUUGAGGAGUUUGCAAUAGUAGAAGAAAUGGUUCUUGAGUGCAUGGCGAAGGUGUGGAAACGUCAAAAAGAACUUGGCACUGAGGUGGCUACUUCAACUCCGAUAUCUGGUGGAGAAAGCAAUGAUUCUCUUGAUGGUUCCAGCAAGAAUGAUUCCUCCGGUGAUGAUGGUCAUGAACAUUGA
Messenger RNA from Gossypium arboreum, 600 nucleotides. RefSeq lists its product as uncharacterized. Gene Ontology annotation, molecular function: DNA binding; protein dimerization activity. Lineage: Eukaryota; Viridiplantae; Streptophyta; Magnoliopsida; Malvales; Malvaceae. The transcript has a single exon. Bases 1 to 600 code for a protein of 199 amino acids. The record is from RefSeq and is a predicted model, not a curated record.